Messenger RNA from Rhagoletis zephyria (snowberry fruit fly), 804 nucleotides. Lineage: Eukaryota; Metazoa; Arthropoda; Insecta; Diptera; Tephritidae. The record is from RefSeq and is a predicted model, not a curated record.
AAGGGCCUGAACUCGAGGAAGCGAGUGUCCAUUCCCACGAAGCUCUUUGAUGGGGAGAAGCCCGCUGACGAACAGCUGGACGACAAGGACGAGGACGCCGUGGACGAGAACGACGUUCCUGAGGACGAUCUGCUGCAGUCUCCGCUGGCUGCUGCCAAGCCGGAGAAGACCACCUACUCAAAGUUGACGCCCGUUUCGACGUUGUCGCGCCGACUUACUCUGUCAUCAUCGGCGGCUAAAAGGCGAAAGAUUGGUCACCAGACUGAGCCUCAGCCACAGCCAUCACCAUCACCACCACCACCACCAGAGACUGCUUCUAAAGUCGCCGAAAGUGCUGAAAGUGCUGAUGAUUACAUGUUGAAUGUUGACAACCACGACGGCGAUGACGACAUCUGUGACACGCCCAUCGUUCAGGCUGGUCGUAAGCGAGCUCGCGGAAGGAGGUUGGCCAAGUUUCUGGACGAUGAUGAUGAGGAAGAGGAGGAGGAAGAAGAGGCCGAGGAAAAGGAGGACGAGGUGGGGGAGUGUUUGGCUACGGAGAAGAAGAAGAAGAAGAAGAGGGCCAAAGUGGAGGAGAAGUUGGUUGAGAAGGAGGACAAGGAGGAGGAAAAGACUGCUACCACUCCCACAACCACCACAACCACCAGCAGCAAAUCUGCGAAAAAGUCCGCGAAAAAGCCCGUGCCUACUACUACCACGACUCGUCGCCGAGGAAGGCCGCCGAAGGAGGAGGCAAAGGAGGCGAAGAAGGAAGAUGAAAAGGAGGAGGUUGAAAAGAAGGAGGAAAAUGAGAAGAAGGAAGUU